Messenger RNA from Bolinopsis microptera, 357 nucleotides. RefSeq lists its product as uncharacterized. Gene Ontology annotation, molecular function: hydrolase activity, acting on ester bonds. The record is from RefSeq and is a predicted model, not a curated record. The coding region runs from base 1 to 357 and encodes 118 amino acids. Gene Ontology annotation, cellular component: cytoplasm. The transcript has a single exon. Lineage: Eukaryota; Metazoa; Ctenophora; Tentaculata; Lobata; Bolinopsidae.
AUGCGACCUCAUACUGGAAGUACGUACUGCCUGCAGCACAAUACUCCCUGGGCGCAUGUGUUUGGAAAUCACGAUGAUCUGAGCAAGAAGAAGGGAGACAGGCUGACGCUGAUGAAGUACAAUCAAACAUUGAACUUAUCUUUCUCUGUCAUGGGACCUGAAUCUCUGUUUGGUGUUUCAAACUACUUCCUGCCGAUUUACGGUGAACACUCAGAUAAAGUGGAAGCAGUGAUAUGUGCUCUGGAUAGUGGAGGUGGGGAAAUAGAUAAGCAGAUCUCACCAGAGCAGAUCAACUGGCUUGUCAUGACCUAUCACAUCAAUCAGAAGGUGUAUGGUCGAGUACCCAGCAUUCUUUAA